ACCGCACCGGGAGCCUGUUGUCCUGGGGACAGAAAGACCAUGGGAACGAGUCAGGACACUGACAAACACGUGACUUAGGGAAGAGCUGCGCAUGUGCAUUCCGUCGAGGAGGAUUUUGCUCCACAUGCAAAACACUGAAUUUUGCUGCAGAUUAUAAGGGGAGGAAAAUUAAUCUCAAGCUACCCAUCAUCUGUUUUGUAUCGGUUUACAAAUUUUCUGCUAUGUGAGAUUCUUCCCGUGAAACGAGGACAUCCACAUACUUGCACUUUAACAAAGGAUAUAGUGGUGAUAUUUUUUUACUGUGGCUAAGAAAAGUGAUAUUUUCUUAUAUACUACAUUAAUGUUUGGACACAUCAAUGGUUGUUACAUGACACUUGACAUUCCAUUGUACCAAAAUGACAAUAUCUGUACGUGGAGGGACCAGUGGAGAUGUGGUGGCCCCAAACAGUACUACAUCCAUACAGCAAGGUAGCCAGUCAAGUGAAGCAAGUCAACAACAACCUGACAAUGAGAACUCUGCUGUGCAGAGUGAUGAUAGUGCAAGUCUUUUGCUGCCUAAUGGUGAAGUUGCAUUUCCUCUUUCUGAACUGUCUAAAUUGGAUGAAAUGAUCAACAGACCACGCUGGGUGGUGCCUGUUCUUCCCAAAGGAGAACUGGAGGUACUUUUGGAAGCAUCCAUCAGACUUUGCCGAGCAGGAUUGGAUACUAAGAGUGAAGAGUGUCAGAGGUUCUUCAGGGAUGGAUUAACCACUUCAUUUCAUAAAAUUCUCAAUGACGAGGCAGUCAAUGGAUGGAAGUAUGACAUUCAUAAAGCAAUUUUGAAGAAUACAGAGAAACUUGUGGAAUUGUGUGUGACAAAACUGCAGCAGGAUUGGUUCCCACUUCUGGAUCUUCUUUCUUUGGUCUUUAAUCCCAUGUCCAGAUUUAAUAUCUACAAUGGUGCAAGACCUUCAGAAACAGUUCCCCAGGGAGCUCAGGUUAGUUGCUAUACAUAUGAAANGAACUUGGGAUGGCUUGUAGAUCUGGUUAACAAGUUUGGUAUACUUGGAGGCUUUAGUGUAUUACAGAAAAGAAUAUGUGACGGCAAUAAUCUUAGUGUUCCACUCUUAGCAGCACUGCUUAGGGUUAACUUCAGGUGCAUUGUCACCUUAAAAUCUGCCUGUUGAGAUGUGUUUGUUGAGGAUAUAUUUUCAUCUCCACAGGAUUUUGUACCUUCCUUUCUUGAGAACUUAACUGAUGAUGAACUUAAAAAAGAAGCAAAAAAUGAAGCUAAGAAUGAUGCUCUCUCAUCAAUUAUCAAGGCUCUUAAAAACUUGGCAUUUAGGCUAACAUCUCGAGAAGACAUUGCCAAACAACUGGAAACAUUUAAGCUUAAAAUGAUUCUUAGGUUACUUCAAAUUUCUUCAUUUAAUGGCAAGAUGAAUGCAUUAAACGAGAUAAACAAAGUUAUUACUGGUGUAUCAUACUUCACUCACCGACACACUGUAACAGAAGAGGAUGAGUGGCUGACAGCUGACAGAAUGGCAGUGAGUAUACAUGUAACACUAGACAUAGUCUUUCAGUCUUUCUGGGGAUUUACAGAUUUACAUGAAAAAUGCGUGCUACAAAAUGGGCUAAAUUUUGCUACAACCCCAAGAGUCAUCCCAAUCGCCAACAUUGUAACAAAUAUUGAAACAGGAGUUUACAACCUUUCUGAAAACUCUAAAGUGACAGUAUGUGCUGCUGCUGUCAACAUUUUGAAAAACAGCAAACCAGAGACCAACCCUAACAUCUGGCGACAACAACUCACCGCAGUAAUGAACCUCAAACAGGACUCUUCUGUUACUGUUGUGCCAGUAGAUAAGAUGAAGGCUGUAGUUGUCAUGGACACAGUUGAGUACAGAGAGAAGGGCAUUACUCUACCAAAGCGUACAUACGUUUCUGUAGCAAACAUCAUGAAGUUGUUAGAGUUUGUCUUAAAGAACAGCUAUUUCACUUACAAACAAGAAGAUCAUUACCAGCAAACAUUAGGCUGUGCCAUGGGCUCACCAUAUUUUUCCUUACAGGCUGGAAAACAUGAUGCAAUUGUAAAGAACAUUCAUGAUCUUUUGGCCAAAUUAGCCUGGGAUUUUUCUGCUGAGCAACUUGACCAUCUCUUCUCUUGCUUUCAGGAGAGCUGGACAAAUGCUAGUAAAAAGCAGAGAGAAAAACUACUGGAGUUGAUAAGACGCCUGGCUGAAGAUGAUAAAGAAGGUAUCAUGGCACACAAGGUGUUGGGCUUGCUGUGGAACCUUGCUCAUAGUGAAGAUGUCCCUACUGACAUCAUGGACCUAGCUCUUAGUGCACAUAUCAAGAUUCUGGACUACAGUUGCUCACAGGACCGUGAUUCUCAAAAAACAGAAUGGAUUGAUCGUUGUAUAGAAGAGCUACGUAGUGAUACUUGGGUUCUACCAGCACUCAAGCAAAUCAAAGAAAUCUGCUCUCUUUUUUAUGAGGUAAAACAAAAUACUAUUAUUUUACAUUUUCUUAAAACUAAGCUUUUAUUUACCCGUAGGUUUCUUCUCAAAGAUGGACAGUUGUGGUUGUGUGAACCCCAGGCUAAAUUGAUCUGGCAGUGUCUUGCAGAAAAAGCUGUUCUACCAUCAGACAGAGAGUGUUGCUUCAAGUGGUUUUCAAAGUUAAUGGGUGAUGAACCAGACCUUGACCCUGAAAUCAGCAGAUCAUUUUUUGAGGGCAACGUCCUCAAGUUAGAUCCAUCUCUGUUAACAGAAAAUGGGAUAAGAUGUUUUGAAAGAUUCUUCAGAGGAGUGAAUAUCAAAGAAGGUAAACUAGUAGUCAAACGAAGAGCAUACCUCAUGGAAGAUUUAGAUUUAAUCGGAGUGGAUUACUUGUGGCAGGUUGUGCUUCAAGGCUCAGAUGAUAUUGCUAGCAGGGCAAUUGAACUACUCAAAGAGACCUUCACUUCUCUAGGACCAAAACUGAGGGCAACUCAGGUUGAUAUCCAUGAUAAAUUUAUCCUGAAUUGUACCAAUCAGAUUCGUCAAUCUGCUGACUUAUUCUCUAAUAAGUGUACAGAGAAUAUACCUAUUGAGGAGAAGGGUUCGAUCCCAAGGGAAAUGCUUCAGCAGGAAGCUAAGAAAACAGUGCGUUGUUUGACAGUGCUUAAAGAGUUUGUAGCCGAGUGUGAUGAUGAACAUGCAGAAGAAAGGGCAAUUCUGCCUCAUGGAAGGUCAUGUCGUGGUCGACAUGUGUCAUUGAUUGUCAGAUUCCCAUCUCAUGGUCGUCAGGGAGAGGACUUUGAAAUUUGGUCACAUACCAAUGAGUCUGUAGCAUCUGUAAGGCGACAGAUUAUGAGCAGAUUUAAGGGGUCACUACAGGCAGCCAGACUUGAUUUGUAUGUUAAUGGAGAAAUCCUUUGUCCUUCUGAUGAUAAGAGGCUUAUUUCACAAGUGCCACUAAGAGACAGGACUUUAAUAACAGCCAAGAUUGGAACGCUGAAUAAUUCCAUGCCAUCAUCACCUGACUCAUCAUCAGACUCAUCAGGGGGCUCCACACCUGCUGCCCUAGAUGGACCAAACUUGGAAGCUGAGAACUGCCUUCCAGGCGUGAUGUUGUCCAAACGACACAGUUUUAUGCAGUACCUUAUAGAUCUUGCCGAUCAAGGUAUUACUCAUAACAUUCCUGAUUUAAGAGAAAGAGUUCAACAGCUACUGAACCUAAUACCAUCAGAUACUGAAACUGUAGGGAAUAUCAAGAACAUCUGCCGAACGUCUUCAGAAAACAGCUCAAAAACACCAUCUUUACUGGAUGCUAUGUUUUUUACAUCCUCCUCAACUCAAGUUCUUUAUAACUUAGAGGUAAAAGUCAGCNCAAAAUCUUCCUCUGAGUUGAAGGUUCACUUUUUAAAAUGCGGUGGCAUUGAGUGUGUCCUUAACAUGCUGACAAGGACAGAUUUCCUUCAACAUGCUGAUGCAAUAACGAAAAGGGGGGCAUUUUAUACACUCCUUAAAAUGUCCAAGUUGUUACUGACAGUGGUUGGCUAUGCACAAGUAACAGUUGUUGCAGAGGCCAUUCAACCAUCUGACCCAUCUUGUUCACCACCUCCAAUCUCGGCUAGUGCACACAAUGCCGCAGUUAUUCUACAGCAAGCUUUACAGUACAUUCCUAACCCUGGCACGGAAUGUAUGUUACGGAACAUGGCCGUCAGACUUGCAGGACAUUUGAGUAGCCUGGUUUCGGGGCCUUUGCCAGAUUUGACUGCCAUUAAGUCUGUGCAGCGGUUGUCGUGGGCUGCAGGUGUGGGGAUGUUACACCUCAUGCAGUCAACAAAUGAAGAAAUACACAAAGUUUAUGAAAAGUUAUUUUGUGUUAUUUUAUGUCAGGUACUGAGUGUUUGUCUAGCUCUUUGUCCAAGUGCCUUGGAAACUCUCACCAAAGACAAGUCUUGGCAGUGUUUCAUCAUUGACCUCCUUAUUUUGUGUCAAAGCAGAGCGAUCCGCUUCAGCACAGCAGAGCAAUUUUUCCUAGUUGCUACAAGAUGUUCCCAUGGUCACAGGCCACUGAUAUUUUUCAUUACACUUCUUUUUACGGUACUUGUGGUAAGUAGAUUACUUGCACAUGCUUUCAUGACACACUGUCCCCUGCCAACAGCAGAAAUGAUGCUUAACACUGAAAUAAGCUGGCUAAAAAAGACUAAGGAUCAUGUUCUAUCAUUCAAUGAGGGUAGUUCACCUGUGGAUGAAGCACUGUUGGAAGGCCAUUUAGGAGUUACAAGAGAACUUCUACUUUUCCAGACUGCUCAGAAGAAAUUUGCCAUUGGCUCACAAAAGGAUGGACCUAAUCUUAUCAAGGUGACAAUACAGAACACUUGUCUGAGUUCAUGUUCUCUGCAUAAAGCACUGUUGAGCAUUUUAAUGCAUUUCACAAGGCUGUUUUACUUGCCUCUUUUAAUAGACGAGGUAUGGAACAAGCGAGUGACACCAAUCUGUUCCACGGCACCCACUUUGGUAGCUGCAUUUGAUCUUCUGGUUGCACUUUGUCGAGGUUGUGUUCAAAAUCUCAAAGUCUUAGCAGACAUCCUCACUGAUUUCUACUACUCUGGUGAAGAUCCUCCUUUGACAGAGUGGGAGCAUUUACCUCCAAUUGGGCCACGCUCAUACAAAGGGUAUGUGGGUCUGAAGAAUGCAGGGGCCACAUGUUAUAUGAAUUCAGUAAUUCAACAGCUAUUUAUGAUUCCUGAACUGCGUGAGGGUGUGCUGAAGGUGGAGGGAGCUGCUGUAAAAGAAGAAGAGGAUGGUGUUGAUGUCGAGGAGAAGUCUGAGAGUGAGAACACAAUAGACACUGGAUAUCAGUCUGAAGACAACAGAGACAAUGAUAAGGAAACUGAGACAAACGACAAAGAGCAGGAAGUAAAGAAGUAUCGAGUUAGUGUUCUCAGUCAGAUUCAGUUCAUCUUUGGACACCUGGCACAGAGUCAGCUGCAGUUCCAUGUACCACAGGGAUUCUGGAAAACAUUCAAGCUGUGGGGUGAACCAGUAAAUUUACGAGAACAACAUGAUGCUCUGGAGUUUUUCAACAACUUGGUUGAUAACUUAGAUGAAGGAUUGAAGGCGUUGGGUAGUGAGCCACUGUUUUCCAACACAUUGGGCGGCAGCUUUGCUGAUCAGAAAAUCUGUAAAGGUUGCCCUCACAGGUAUUCUCGUGAAGCACCAUUCAUUGCUCUGAAUGUGGACAUUCGUAAUCAUCAGAGUUUAUUGGACUCCAUGGAACAAUUUGUCAAAGGUGACUUGCUUGAAGGAGCCAAUGCAUACCACUGUGAAAAGUGUGACAAAAAGGUUGACACAGUCAAGCGGAUGUGCAUUAAGAAACUUCCACGAGUGCUAGCAAUUCAGCUGAAACGAUUUGACUAUGACUGGGAAAGAGAGUGUGCCGUGAAAUUCAAUGAUUACUUUGAAUUUCCCCGUGACAUUGAUAUGGAGCCAUUUACAGAACUUGGACUUGCAAAGCUUCAAGGUGAAAUCACACAAAACUCAACUGAGUCAGAAUCAGAGGAAGAAAAAAAUGUGAAAAAAGUAAGCAGUACAAAGUACCGAUUAGUGGGAAUCUUAGUACACAGUGGACAAGCCAGUGGUGGACAUUAUUACUCUUAUGUCCUGCAAAGAGUGUCUCCAGAUAUUUCACCCAAAUGGUACAAAUUUGAUGACGGUGAAGUCUCGGAAUGCAAAAUGGAUGAUGAUGAGGAAUUAAAGACUCAGUGUUUUGGAGGAGAGUACAUGGGAGAAGUGUUUGAUCACAUGCUAAAAAGGAUGUCCUAUAGAAGACAAAAGAGAUGGUGGAAUGCCUAUAUCCUUUUUUAUGAACGUCUUGAUGUUUUGGAUCAAAACAGAACAAUCGAUGUAGACAGAAACUGCCAGAUGCCAGCAGUGAUCAAGAGAGCAGUGUGUAAACAAAAUGUACAUUUCCUUCACAAUCGAAUACAAUACAGUGUAGAAUUCUUCCAGUUCAUGAGAAAGCUAGUUGUCGCUAAUGCUUCAUUAGAAAACACGUUGGAUGUCGAACAGCUGUCAGUGAUCAGUAUUCAGUUGGUCUCAAAGUUCCUUUUUACCACUGGCUUACGCACCAAGAAAACUGUCAGGGGUCCUGCAGGUGAAUGGUAUGACGUCGUAUGCAUGUUACUCAGACAGGGUAAAGUGGUCAGAGAGUGGUUUGCCAAGUUUGUAUUGUUCUGCAACCCAGAUCGUUUUUCAGAGUAUUUACUUGAGUGCCCUAGUGGAGAGGUACGAAAUUGCUUUGCAAAAAUCCUUGUGUUUUUAGCACACUUCUCCCGCCAGGAUGGUCCAUGCUGUCCAUACCCAGAGAACAGUAAACAAGAAAUAGGUAUGUUUGGAUCUUCCACUUGUUCUGUUUGGCAAAACAUGGGUGCUUUAAAAGUGAACAGUUGUUCUAAACGAAUAAUAUGUACGUGGAGAAUGAGAGGUGUUUAUGCAUCAAUUUAUUUUGUAAAGCAAAAAAAAAAANGAUUAUUAUUACUCAGUAUAUAUAGCGUCCAACCAGUAUCUGGCAGGUAUUUAAAGAAAGUCAUUGAAGAAAGCACUACUUCAGAAGAUACUCUAAAGCUGUUAAGAUUUUGCUGUUGGGAAAACCCACAUUUUUCAAGAACAGUGCUGUGUGAACUUCUGUGGCAGGUCGCCUUUUCAUAUACAUAUGAACUUCGACCAUAUCUAGACUUGUUGCUGCAGAUGAUGCUUAUAACAGACUCUUGGCAGAGUCACAGAAUUCACAACACUCUUAAAGGUAUUCCGGAUGACAAGGAUGGUUUAUUUGACACAAUCCAGCGUUCAAAGAAUCAUUACCAGAAGAGAGCAUAUCAAUGUAUCAAGUUCAUGGUGACACUGUUUUGCAGCUGUCCCCUCGCACACCAGAUUCUUCUAGCAGCACCGGACCUCCGACGGAAAUGGGCAUGGGCAGUGGAGUGGCUUAAUGACGAGCUUGACAGGAGACCCUACACCGGUGGAACGUCUUACACAUACAACAACUGGUCCCCCCCAGCUCAAUCCAAUGAGACAUCUAAUGGGUAUUUCCUGGAGCGAUCACACAGUGCCCGACUGACACUGGCCAAGGCCUGCGAGUUGUGUCCUGAAGAGGACCAAGAGGAGCCUGAGGGAGAUGUGGAAGGGGAAAAUGGGACCUCGGCAGACGAAGCUUCUCCAAAUGCCCAGCGUUCAAGUCCUUCUCGGGAUUCUCAAAACCAGUCUCCUCCGGUUACAGAUCAGAUCCCACCUUUGGAUAACAGUGAUACUGUAGAUAAUGAGUCGACUAAGCUCCUAAAUGAAGAGUCCGACUGAUCACCAGGCGUUUUAGUCGCUACAAACAAAAGUUUGAUGAACCACCUAUCAACUGCAUUAGCCACGGUGGAGUGUGUGUUCCCACCUGGUACCUUCACGACAACACACCAAACCACGACGGCCUGGUUACAGUGGCAUUUACAUCAUUUUGACUCAAGCCCCACGCAAACAAGAAGUAAAACCAAAUUGCGCUUAUUGGACAUGUUACAAUGAUUGUUUCGAUCACUUGGAGUUAAAGUGAAAAGUGCUAAUUUAUUUUUAUUUAAUGUAGAGGGCCGUUUCCUUUGACUGAGCAAAUCAGUGUUGGAGUACUUUCCGAUAGUGUUAUUGUGGCGCGCUUGGUUGUGGUGUAGGUCUUUGAGGACCUUUUUUCAGUCUGAUAGAAUCAGAAUGAACAAUAGCCCAUGCAUCAUUCAUUUACGAAGAAUUCAAUUUUCUGUAAAGAUUUUAAAGAAAAACAAUAAUGGAAUAAUUUUAGAGCUUAUGAAAAGUACAAAUAGAAGUAUUGACCAUUGUUCUUUUCUCGUUAUUUGGUUCAUCUGUUGCUUGGUUAGCUCUCCGAAAUUAGAGUACAACCCCACUUUUAACAAACUUUCUUGGUUCCGACAUAGUAUUUUAUGGUUUUGUUUAUUCAGGUUUUACAGGUUAAAUACCUUUGUUUACAAGUGUUUCUUGUUUUAUCUUGCGCUGCUGCGUACUAGGAUGCACUAUUUGCGCUUAAGUAUCCGUAUUGCGCGAUAAAAAAAAUAGUGGAAUCCUACUAGUAUACUAAUGUUAAUCCCAUUUGAUUGGCUGAGCUAUCUUACGUUCAGCCAUAAUUGGUGUGCAUUGGCUGGAGGUUGUACAUAUGAUGGAGAUAUCGCCGAUGUUGCGGAGGAAUAUUUAGUAACUACGGGAUAAUUCAAUUUCCAAGAAGAUUAGAAUUGUCUCAGCAGGCUGGUAUCCUUAAUUUUCGAAUUUGAUUGGCUAAUCUCCGAACCACUGUCUGGAAUUUUUUUCCACGCUGUAUUUAUUGGUGGCAUUUAAACGAUCACAGGUCAGCUGCCUGGAGAUGGGAUUCGGAAAAACCUGGAAGCUGCCCAUGUCUUCCUAAAUUUAGCUAGGUUAGAAAACAAAGGAAAAUUUACAUUUCUAUACAAUGCGAGCAAUCCUGCAGUUUCUUCAAUAUCAUAACAAAGUUAGUAAUAAAGCCAUACAGCCCGCGUGCUGA
Messenger RNA from Orbicella faveolata, 9033 nucleotides. Its product is annotated as ubiquitin carboxyl-terminal hydrolase 9X-like. The record is from RefSeq and is a predicted model, not a curated record. Gene Ontology annotation, cellular component: nucleus; cytosol. Lineage: Eukaryota; Metazoa; Cnidaria; Anthozoa; Scleractinia; Merulinidae. Gene Ontology annotation, molecular function: cysteine-type deubiquitinase activity. Gene Ontology annotation, biological process: cell migration; protein deubiquitination.